AUGAAUCAGGCCUCUCUAUAUCAGCACGCCAACCAGGUGCAAAGGCACGAUGCCAAGCUGAUACUGGACGAGUUUGCAUCGACGCUACAGUGGAGAUCCGAUGGCGAGGACGCACUCCUGGACGUUGGUUCCGGUUCCGGCAAUGUGCUCAUGGACUUCGUGAAACCCCUUCUGCCGAGUCGCGGCCAACUGGUGGGCACCGAUAUAUCCAGCCAGAUGGUGGGCUAUGCCAGCAAGCACUAUCAGCGGGAGGAGCGGACCAGGUUCCAGGUCCUGGACAUUGGGUGCGAGAGACUGCCGCAGGAGCUAAGCGGAAGAUUCGAUCAUGUCACCUCGUUUUACUGCCUCCAUUGGGUGCAAAAUUUGAGGGGAGCCCUUGGCAAUAUUUACAAUCUUCUGCGUCCCGAAGGUGGCGAUUGCCUGUUGGCCUUUCUGGCCUCCAAUCCAGUGUACGAGGUCUACAAAAUCCUCAAAACGAAUGAGAAAUGGUCGGGCUACAUGCAGGAUGUGGAGCAGUUUAUAUCGCCCUUGCACUACAGCUUGAAUCCCGGCGAGGAAUUCAGUCAGUUACUCAACGAAGUGGGUUUUAUACACCACAAUGUGGAAAUACGCAAUGAAGUGUUUGUUUAUGAAGGCGUGCGGACUCUCAAAGUUCUUUAUUUUCCCAGAUCUGCCCAACAGUCGUAUGCGCAAUUUGCUGACCCCGCGUUUUGUCGUCGGUUGACCCACCCAAUGAUUCCGCUGGCCGAUUCCGGAGGCGUAACCUCAAAAACAAACACCGAAUACCGGAACCGAAUGACGGCGGAUGUCGUGUUUAUACACACACAUGUGUAUAUGCUAUAUGUAACUGUGUUUGUGGGACGGGGGCGUGUGCAUUUGGCUGAAGUUCAAACAAAUGCGUGGCCAUCGAAAUGAAAUGUCGGGAUUUUCAGGUGGCUUUCCCUCCCGCUUUUCCCUUUUUAGCAACUGACCAUUCAUUCUGUUUGAGUUUACUUAGCGGUUUUGUUGACUCUCUCUGGCGGUUUUGAUUGCGUUUUCCAUAUGCAAAUGCGAAAAGGACGAGCCUUGGCUUGGCCUCUAUCUAUUUAAUGGCCACCAAAAUGCAAUUACACUCACAUAACACAACAAAAGCGGAAGGGAAAUGUGCCUCAUUAUAACAAAUUAUAGAAGGAAUAUUGUAAUUUACUUUCGGUCUCUUGGUAUCAUGUGCGGCUUUUUAUUAAAAAUUCAACACUAA
Molecule: messenger RNA, 1237 nt
Organism: Drosophila kikkawai
Lineage: Eukaryota; Metazoa; Arthropoda; Insecta; Diptera; Drosophilidae
Gene: jhamt
Product: juvenile hormone acid methyltransferase
Source: RefSeq, a predicted model, not a curated record